This is a messenger RNA of Aspergillus oryzae RIB40, 558 nucleotides long. RefSeq lists its product as uncharacterized. The transcript has 3 exons. Lineage: Eukaryota; Fungi; Ascomycota; Eurotiomycetes; Eurotiales; Aspergillaceae. The coding region runs from base 1 to 558 and encodes 185 amino acids. The record is from RefSeq and is a predicted model, not a curated record.
AUGAAACCGCCUUCCACCGAAGGUUCAAACACUCCAACCCCAAAACGCCAAAGAUUCGCCCCCGGUGAACAAUCUCAAAGUCCUGCAGCUACACCUUCGAAGGAUCUUGAGGCCAUCACGGCUGCUCUUGCAGCGGAGGAAGAGAAACGUAGGGAAGCUAUUGCGCGACAGGCUGCGGAAUCAGGCGAAACGGAAUGGGUACUCGAUUUUGGUGCUGAGGAUCCUGUAAACCAAUAUGCUCCGCCACCCUUCAUUGUUGCCAAUGAUUCUCUCGACGUUGAUGACGACGAUGACUUGGUAUAUGGGGGAAGACAGGCGUAUGGUAACUUCAAACGGAAGAAGAAGAUUGAGACACGCAACGCGGGCGGUGAUGAGUCUGGUUCUGAAGAGGACGAGGAUGAAGACGAAGAUGAUGUCGAUUCUAUGAUCAACAAAGCAAGAUCAAAGGCCUCGAAACAGCCUCCGAAGGUCAAGCUAUCGAAGUUAACGAGUAUAUCUGGUGGACGUCAAGGUUCCGUUGGAGGCAACAAGUCUCAGAAGAAACGCAAACACAAAUAA